Messenger RNA from Saccostrea cuccullata (small rock oyster), 796 nucleotides. RefSeq lists its product as uncharacterized. The coding region runs from base 17 to 673 and encodes 218 amino acids. The transcript is spliced from 7 exons. The record is from RefSeq and is a predicted model, not a curated record. Lineage: Eukaryota; Metazoa; Mollusca; Bivalvia; Ostreida; Ostreidae. Gene Ontology annotation, molecular function: lipid binding.
CACAGAGAGCUUUAAAAUGGGAUUUUCGAUCAUCCGACUACUUUUGGCUGCACUGCUUUUGGUUUUUAUUGGAGCUGUUUGCGGAACUCAGCCAAAGGAGACGUCACUGGCUAAAAGAAGUUCACGAAACAGACUUUUAGAGAAUCUUAUACUAACAUAUCUUCGGAAUAUCCAAAUGCCCCAAAUUAGUGGGAGUAGUGGUUCCGUUAGAUACAGAGUGAACAAUUUGCGAAUAACAGAUUUAACACUACCACGCAGCUCAGUGCAAAAACUACAAGGGAGUCCGCUCACUCUGAAAUUGACUGUCGAUGGUGGAAGAAUUGGCGGAAAGUUAGAUUUCUGGUUCAGAUAUAAAACAUGGCUGCUUCAGCAUACAGAUGAUGGAUAUGUAAAUUUCGGAGCAAGUAGAAUCGGAUUCAAAGUAAAAGUAACAGCAGAUUUGGCCAGUAAAACCCUCCAGGUUAACAGUUGCAGUAGCCCACGUAGUUCUGUAAGAAUCAAAUUCCAUGGAACUGGCUGGGGAUGGCUUUAUAAUAGAUUCAGAGGAAGACUAGAAAAUAGUUUGGAGAAAAAAUUAUCUGGUUCAAAUGGUCUGAUUUGUAAAGGUGUGACAAGGGCCAUUAAUAGAGGAGGAAAAAUUAUCUUCAACAAACUAGUAGAAAGCCAAGGCUAGCCUGUCUUUCACCAUCCCGUCUUCGUUGCUGGUCAUGAACAUAAUAAACAAUUGUAUUUUGUGACAGUUACUUUUGUUUCUUGUUGAUUGUGUGUAUCGUGAACCUUAAGGGUUGGAUGGGUC